Cherax quadricarinatus is the source of this 790-nucleotide messenger RNA. The record is from RefSeq and is a predicted model, not a curated record. Lineage: Eukaryota; Metazoa; Arthropoda; Malacostraca; Decapoda; Parastacidae.
UUCAUGAUCAUACAUUGUAUAUUCUUGAACAACCUCUAGUGAUCAGAUAUACUGCUGAAUAAUACUUACGUGGAAAGCUUUGUUAUAUCUCAUGUAUUACGCUUCAGUAUACAGUCAUCUCUUCUAGUUCCCCAACAGCAACCCAACUUUCCCUCCUCCAUUACCACCUCCUAUUCAACCUUGUGCUCCUCUCACCAAUAUUUUGGUCAAUACACAUUUGCAUUUUCCCCUCACCCUCUUUCUCUUCCCACAAUCCUUCUACUGUACUCACAGUUCCCUGUUACUCAUAUCACAGUUAAAUGGUGACUCAAUCUGUUUGUCACUGUGACCUUAUUCAGUUGUUUUCCCUGAGUAAUUUCCUUGGACAGCUGAGUAUAAAUAACCCAGAAGCUGAGGAUGGUGGUCAGUUGUCUCAGAGCACUUCAACAGUCAACAUGAUUGGUAAAGUUUGCAUCCUGAUUGUCCUGUGUGUGAUGAUUGUGAUGGCCAGCGCCGGCAGGUUUGGUGGAGGCUACAGUGGUGGUCGUGGUGGUUUUGGUGGAGGUGGCAUCGGUGGAGGUGGCUUCGGUGGAGGAGGAGGAGGUUUUGGUGGUUACGGAGGUAGCGGAGGCUUCGGUGGUGGAUUUGGAGGUGGAUCUGGACGCAGAUAUGGUGGAUACGGCAAAUAAACAAGAGUCUUCGCUUAAUCAGCAAUCAAUAAGAAUAUUUUCCAAAUUCUUUCUCCAACAAUACAAUGUAAUUAAGAACAUUUAUUGUGUUGAACUUUAAAUACUAUGAAAUAAAAUUUCUU